Mytilus trossulus (common blue mussel) is the source of this 1505-nucleotide messenger RNA. RefSeq lists its product as uncharacterized. The record is from RefSeq and is a predicted model, not a curated record. Lineage: Eukaryota; Metazoa; Mollusca; Bivalvia; Mytilida; Mytilidae. The transcript is spliced from 3 exons. Bases 327 to 1364 code for a protein of 345 amino acids.
CAAGCACAAAGAUAUAAUUUUAAUACCUAUUCUUAUUGACCAGUUCUUUUUAACGGACAAGUGAUCACAGGAUAUUACCGGUUUAUUUUGGUGUCAAUAGAAAUCGAUUUUUUAAUUCCCUGAAUUAUUGAGUAAUUCAUUAUAUGUAUUAUGUUUGAAACUAUUCCCGUGCAUUUGAAGAAGAUUAUGAAGGACUGGAACUUUGAAUUUUAACCAUACUCACAAGUUUUAGAAAACCAUACUACCUGAACUUUGUCCAAAGAUCCUCAAUAGAAUUUGGAGAUACAUGGAUCUUUGAUCUUAGUUAUAGAUAAAGGAGACGAACGAUGCAAUACAGACAAAGACUAGGGAUAGUUAUAUUAUGUUUAGGUGUGACGAUGCUGUUUUGUGUCUUCUCGCAGUUGUCAGACUAUUUUACUUACAGAUUAGUUAAAGUUAAUUCAGAUGCUCCAGAUAUAACUGCUUCUUCCAUCAUGUCCACAGCAUAUAUUUCCAGCUUAUUAAUAUCAAUUGAAUCAAUAAGAAAAGAUUGUGGUCAGUUGUGCGACACAACACGGACAGGGUUACCUGGACCAUUUUUUGACCACAUAUUAGCAAACGUUAAUUGUACAUCAUUAUUUGAAAAUAAAUAUAUUGAUAACGGCCAUGGAUUAUCUCAAGCACCAGGGCAGAUACCAACAGAAUUAAUGAACGACUUUACUAUGAAUGGACGCAUACCUUUGAAGAAGUUUUAUCUAAAUCAACAGUAUUUAGGACAAAAAGAUAAAAAGCUUCUUUGGAGUGAAAAACUUAUUGAGGAUUGGAUUGCCCUUGCAAAACGAGGUCAGUUAAAUGGCAAUUACGGAGCUAUUGAAACAAAUGCCUUGCGUGAUGGACUACAACAUGCACCAAAUAUUAAAGGAGGACGUGUUUUAGUGAUAGGCUCUGAAAUCCCUUGGGUUGAAGCUUGUGUAUUGGAAGCAGGUGCUCGUGAAGUAGUGACACUAGAAUAUGCAGAAAUAGUAUCGGAACACCCCCGUGUUAAAACAAUCUUGCCGUAUGAUUUCAGAAUGAAAUUCCUUCACCAAAAGAUUGAACUAUUUGACGCUGUUGUGACGUUUAGCUCUGUGGAGCACUCAGGUUUAGGACGAUAUGGCGAUGCCCUUAAUCCUUGGGGAGAUAUCAUCGCAAUUUCAAGGGCCUGGUGUGUUACCCGUGCAGGGGGGUCAUUGACUAUCGGUGUACAGUACAACUUCCAUGACGAAUUCAUACGGUUUAAUGCAGAUAGAUGGUAUGGAAAAAUUCGUUAUCCAUUUCUUACAACAAACUGGAAACAAAUAUACCGAGGCGAAGGCUAUCAGCGUGUUCAUGUGUUCACAAAAUGACAUUUAUUUUUGUUCAAUUUAAAAGUAUUGAGAAAAAAACGAGAAAAAUGAUUAAGCAGCAACACCAAAUCUAGGGAGAGUUAGGUGAGGAACGAAAUUUAUUUUCAGUAGCAGCUCCUAGUAAAAUUUGCUGUUAUCGAA